AUGGGCCGCCCUUCGCCACAGGUGCCGCCCUUCGCCACAGGUGCCGCCCUUCGCCACAGGCCUGCCGCACUACGGGCACAUCCUGGCGGGCACGAUCAAGGACGCCUGCCGCACUACGGGCACAUCCUGGCGGGCACGAUCAAGGACGUGGUGACGCGCUACCAGACGGCCACGGGCCACCACGUCACGCGGCGCUUCGGGUGGGACUGCCACGGGCUGCCCGUCGAAUACGAGAUCGACCAGAAGCUCAACGUCAAGAGCCGCGACGACGUGACGCGGAUGGGCAUAGACGUGUACAACGAGGAGUGUCACAGCAUUGUCAUGCGCUACUCCUCCGAGUGGCGCGACAUCAUCACGCGCGUGGGCCGUUGGAUCGACUUUGACAACGACUACAAGACGUUGGAUGCGGGGUACAUGGAGUCGUGCUGGUGGGUCUUCUCGCAGCUCUACGCCAAGGGCCUUGUGUACCGGGGCUUUAAGGUCAUGCCAUUCUCCACCGCCUGCAACACGCCGCUCUCCAACUUUGAAGCUGGCCUCAACUACAAGGACGUGUCGGACCCAGCGGUGGUGGUGACGUUCCCACUGCACGGGGAUGCGGAUGGGGCAGCACUGGUGGCAUGGACCACCACGCCCUGGACGUUGCCCUCCAACCUCGCGCUCUGCGUCAACCCCGCCUUCUCCUACUGCAAGGUGCGCAACCGGGACACGGGCGCCGUGCUCAUGCUCGCGCACUCCCGCCUUUGCGCCCUGCCCGGCCGCAAGAAGGCCAAGGGGGAGGGCAAGGGGGACGCUAAGGGGGAGGCCAAGGGGGAUGAGAAGGCAGCAGGGGAGGAGAAGGGGAAGGGAGAGGCGAAGGGAGGCAAGGCAGGUGGCGGAGAGAAGGGGAAGGGCGGCAAGGGAGGGGGGAAGAAGGGCGGAGGCAGCAAGGAGCAGAGCGGGGGGGCGGCAGCAGGGGGCGGGGGAGUGGAGGGCCUGGAUGAGUCGCUGUAUGAGGUGAUCGCCACCGUCACUGGCGCUGACCUUGUGGGCCUCACCUACGAGCCCAUGUUUCCGUACUACAAGGAGGCCAUGCCCUCUGCGUUCCGAGUGGUGGCGGACAGCUUUGUGACGGACGACAGCGGCACGGGCGUGGUGCAUUGCGCGCCCGCCUUUGGGGAGGACGACUACCACGUGUGCCUGGCUGCAGGAAUCAUCGGCAAGGGUGAGGCGAUACCGAAUCCAGUGGAUGGCGAUGGGCGGUUCACGGAGAAGGUGACGGACUUCAAGGGGCAAUAUGUGAAGGAUGCAGACAAGCCCAUCCUCGCCAUGCUCAAGGAGGCGGGGAGGGUGGUGAGUGUGGGGAGCAUAAUGCAUUCCUACCCCUUCUGCUGGCGCUCCGACACGCCCCUCAUCUACCGUGCCGUGCCCAGCUGGUAUGCGCACCACCCCCCUCCCUCCCCCCUCACUGUGCCCAGCUGGUUCAUAGCGGUGGAGCAGAUAAAGCCCGCACUCCUAGCGGCCAACGCGGGCACGCAGUGGGUGCCGGAGUACGUCAAAGAAAAGCGCUUCCACAACUGGCUCGAGAACGCGCGCGACUGGGCCGUCAGCCGCUCCCGCUUCUGGGGCACGCCGCUGCCCAUCUGGGCCAAUGAGGACUUGAGUGAGAUGAGGGUGGUGGGCAGCAUUGCAGAGCUGGAGGCGCUGGGGGGGGAGCGGGUGUCGGACCUGCACCGGCACAAGAUCGACCACAUCACCAUUCCCAGCAGCAAGGGGGCGGACCACCCGCCGCUCAAGCGCAUUGAGGAUGUGAGUGCUGCUGCCAGGGGGGAGGGGAGCGGGGCUGUGGGCGUGGGGUUGUGGGUGAGGCGUGGGGCUGUGGGUGAGGCGUGGGUGUGGGUGAGGCGUGGGGUUGUGGGCGUGGGGCUGUGGGUGAGGCGUGGGGCUGUGGGCGUGGGGCUGUGGGUGUUUGACUGCUGGUUUGAGAGUGGCAGCAUGCCGUACGCGUACAUCCACUACCCGUUUGAGAACAAGGAGCUCUUCGAGAAGAACUUCCCUGGCCACUUCAUCGCCGAGGGGCUCGACCAGACCCGCGGCUGGGUGGGGGGUUCACUUGUGCUGGAUGAACAUUGCCCUCACCCGCUGAUGCUGUGGAUGGCGAAGGCCAUGCUCGCACACCCGCACCUCGCCCUGUCGGCCGGCCUUCACUCCACUCGGACUCUCCUUCUCCCUCUCACCACUUUGUGCCCACUUGCCCAUUUUGCCCUCAUUCCCCCUCCCCCAUGCCCCAUUCCCUCCCCUCUCUUCCCCCCUGCCCUCCUGCCACCACCCCCCUCCCCACCUCCCUCGUCUCUUAGGUUCUACACGCUGAUGGUGCUGUCAACAGCCCUGUUCAACAAGCCCGCGUUCCGCAAUCUCAUAUGCAACGGGCUCGUGCUGGCGGAGGACGGCAAGAAGAUGAGCAAGCGCCUUCGCAACUACCCGCCGCCCAUGGACGUCGUGGGGGCCUACGGUGCGGACGCGCUGCGCCUCUACCUCAUCAACUCGCCCGUCGUGCGCGCCGAGCCCCUGCGCUUCAAGAAGGAAGGCGUCUUCGCCGUGGUGCGGGACGUGUUCCUGCCAUGGUACAACGCGUACCGCUUCCUCGUGCAGAACACGCUGCGCCUCACCGCCGAGGGACUGCCGCCCUUCCAGCCAAUGACGGCGCGCCAGCUGGCGGAGAGCAGCAACGUGCUGGACGUGUGGAUCCACUCCGCCAGCCAGAGCCUGGCGCAGUUCGUGCGAGCUGAGAUGGAGGCGUACCGCCUCUACACCCUGAAUGUGGUGCUGUCACGUCACACACUGCUAGCUUCCUUCCUCUCGUAUUCUCAUCUCCCUUUUCUCACUCUUCCAUGUCAGUCCCUUUUCUCACACUUCCAUGUUGGUGUUGUUGCUGGCACCACCUCCAUCCUGAUUGUGCUGUUGAGGGUGUGCAAGGCCAUGGCGCCCUUCACGCCAUUCUUCACCGAGGCCAUGUACCAGAACCUCCGCAAAGCCCUGCCGCCACGCCCCCCUGCUGCUGAUGGUGGGGCGGGGAAGGCGGAGGGGCUGGGCGGGGUGGCGGAGGACGAGGAGCAUGCGGAGUGGGCGGAGGAGUCGGUGCACUUCUGCUGCUUCCCCUCCUCCGACCAGCACGUGAGUCGCUCUCAUGAGCACGCGGGGUUGGGGGAUGGUGAUCAGCAUGUGAACGAUUGGUGCUUGCUGUCUCCCACCUAUUCCUGCACCUUCCUCUCUCCCUCACUUCUUCCUGCAUGCGUGCAGCACAGCAGAUUGACUGCUGCUGAUUGGAUCUCCAUGCUCGUGGACGAGCGCACGGAGCGCAGUGUGGAGAGGAUGAUGAAGGUCAUUGACCUCGCCAGGAACAUCCGCGAGAGAAACAACCGCCCGCUCAAGACGCCCCUCAGCACUGCUCACCUCCUCCCUGUCGUCCGUGCGUGUGUGCCGUGUGACCGCGGCAGGGAGAUGGUGGUGGUGCACCCGGACGCUCAAUUCCUUGAAGACAUCACUGGCAAGCUGUGUGAGUACGUGCGGGAGGAGCUGAACGUGCGCUCCGUGCUGCCCUGCGCUGACACCAGCAAGUACACCUCCGUGCGCGCCGAACCUGACUUCAGUGUGUUGGGGCGGCGCGUGGGGAGGGCGAUGGGCGCAGUAGCGAAGGCGGUGAAGGAGAUGGACGCGGCGGCCAUCGCUGCCAUGCAGCUCGCUGGGGAGGUCACUGUGGCGGGCCACAUGCUCUCCGCCUCUGAUAUCAAGGUGGGCACAGGGGGGGAUGGAGAUGAGAGGCACGGGGGGGCAGAGACGAGGGUCGUGGGCAGUCUUUGGUGUCCACUCCGCCGUCCAUUGCCCACACGCCUGCCAUCCUGUGUCUACCAGGUGGUGCGCGACUUCAAGGCGCCCGAGGGCAGCACGGCGGGCGACAUGGACGCGGCGGGCGAUGGCGAGGUGCUCGUGGUGCUGGACCUGCGCGUCGAUACCGACCUGCUUGACGCUGGCACUGCACGCGAGCUCCCACCACCCCCCUCCCUCGUUGACGACCCUCUUGUGUCCGCCCCCUGUGCUGCCCACCCCUGUGCUGUCCCCCCCUGUGCUGCCCACCCCUGUGCUGUCCCCCCCUGUGCUGCCCACCCCUGUGCUGUCCCCCCCUGUGCUGCCCACCCCUGUGCUGUCCCCCCCUGUGCUGCCCACCCCUGUGCUGUGGUGAACCGCGCGCAGAAGCUGCGCAAGAGGGCAGGGCUGGAGCCAUCGGACGCCGUGGAGGCAUUCAUCCUUGUGCACGCGCCCGAUGGCGCUGAUGGUGCUGCCUCUGCUGCCAUGAGCCUCAAGUGCCCCACUCUUAACCGUUUCUCUUAUGCAUUCGUUGUGAUCCCCUCCUAUCUUUAUGUUCUUCCCAUCCUCUCCUCUCUUCCCAUCCUCUCCUCUCUUCCCAUCCUCUCCUCUCUUCCCAUCCUCUCCUCUCUUCCCAUCCUCUCCUCUCUUCCCAUCCUCUCCUCUCUUCCCAUCCUCUCCUCUCUUCCCCUUUCUCCCGUCCAUCGCUUUCACUACGUUCUCCCCAUCAGCUCCGCUCACCUUUCUUUGCUUCACCGCGUUGCCCUCCCUUCCGCCCUUUCCCCACCCCACCAGGCGGAGUACAUUCGGGAAGCGUUGGGGGCGCCGCUGCUAUCUGCCGACUACUGCCCCUCCCAUGCCGUAUGUGCCCCUCCCAUGCCGUAUGUGCCCCUCCCAUGCCGUAUGUGCCCCUCCCAUGCCGUAUGUGCCCCUCCCAUGCCGUAUGUGCCCCUCCCAUGCCGUAUGUGCCCCUCCCAUGCCGUGGUGCUGGCAUCGGAGCGCUACAGCGGGGUGGCGGGGGCCUCCUUCACACUCACGCUCACUCGCCCCGCACUCUGCUUCUCGCCGUCCCUCGCUGCUGACCUCUGCAACGGCGAUGCAGCUGCAGCCACGGCAGUGCAGGUGGCGCUCAUGGCUCGCGACCCCGCCAAGCUCAAGGCUGAGAUUGCAGCUGCAGGCGGCAAGGUGAGCAGCGAUAGCCAUGCCGUGCGGUGUAUGUGA
Molecule: messenger RNA, 5061 nt
Organism: Closterium sp. Naga37s-1
Lineage: Eukaryota; Viridiplantae; Streptophyta; Zygnematophyceae; Desmidiales; Closteriaceae
Source: the annotation of a GenBank genome assembly